GCUAACUCACCAUCAGACGGCUGUUCACACAGGAGACAUGGGACCGUGGAGUCACCGAGGGGGGGGAAACUCUUCUCCACAACAACUCUAACCGACCCGAGGAGCUCAUAUCCCGCUGAACAUCCUUUAAUGGACGCUCUCCUUCUUCCACUGUGUUUCUAAUUCCCACCAGGACCACCGGAAGACACGCAACUUAAAUGACAACUGAAGUUAUCCGUUCAUUUUUGAUACCUAGGGCAAAGUGCCACACCUUCGCUUAGCGCAACAGCUCCACGACACAGCUGGCCAAAUGGGGUGCCAAUGCUGCAGGAUGAUAAAAAGCUACAUCUACGACCCCUCUGUGGCGGGAGAUGUGAGGAAGUCUGACUCUGCGGGCAGCUCGCUCUACCAUCCCCACCACCUCUCAGGCGGGGCCCUCAGCGGUGACCCGCUCGGCAGCCCCAACAAGCAGAAACAGGGCUUCAACAACCUGGGCUACAGCAAGUCCAACGACAGCACGCUCAAGCUAGAGGUGGACAACAACCAUGUCAACCACAGGCUGCACGCCGCACCUUCACCUGCGACGGAGCUGCACAGGCAGGCGAGCGCGCCACCUGCAGAUGGAGGUCUGUACAUCAUCCAGCCGCAAGCUCUGGGGCCGAGAUGGGUGAGUCAGGUUCCCGUUUACCCAGACAUACAGGACUACGAGAACCAGAGGAGCUACGGCGAGCGGGUACGCGGUGUGACGAGGAACGAGUGGGACAGCUCCAUCACAGAGUGUGCGAUCGGCAGUGAAAGCCUGUCAGCAGACGAGGUGGACGAGGGCGUGGGAGGGACGCCGGAGUACCCGUGUGAUACGGGGGACGAGGGUAGCAUCCUGUCAGUGGACAUCCACACCAGCACCACCAGCCUGUCGUCAGUCGACACCAGGGAGGAGCUCAGACUGCCAAAGACUCCGGACGUUUCCACCGUAGAGAGUGGGAUCUCUGUGACAAAGAGUGACGACGACGAGGUGGAGGCAAGGAACCAGGAGGAGGAGGUGCAGAGCGUUACGGACUCGAUGGUGGCGGAGGCUCUCGCUGCUUUGGAGGCCGCCACCGCCGGCGAGGAAUUUGAGUAACGGACCUCUGCGUUGUCUCUCAGUUAUCACCAGAGAAACUCUUGAUAGAGCCUUCAUGAAACUUUGUUGUGUUUUCAUCAAAGAACAUGAAGCGAAUGAAGGAAAACUGUUUACAAAAAGAUUUAUUUUUGAACUCAAAAUCUUGGAUAUUUUUUUAUUCUGUUCACACUGACAGAAGAUAACGUGUGAAGUUUUCCAAUGCCACAAAUUGAAAAGAUGUGUGAAUAUCGCCUGCAGCCAUAUCAGCCUGUUAUGAAUCCAGCGUAUUUAACACUCCACAGUCCUCAUAAGCCUGUGUGUGCUCACUCACUGCUCUGCCAUGUCCAUACUGCCCAUGUAUAGUCACUUUUAUCAUAUUAGCCUCAUUUUGGAGCAUAGCUAUGCUACAGCGGGAUUUAUAUUUGUGCGGCAGGCCCUACGCCUAGCCUACGCAAGUAGCCUACACUGUUGUGAGCAUUUAUACUUGUGCGGUGGUGGUGUCUGUGUCACUCUGCAGUUAUACCUUCACAACGCUAGUUGGCAGUGGAGGUUUCUGUGAAGAGCUGUAAAGUUUAGUUGAUUCAAAACACACAUUAAACACACAUUAAACAUGGCUUAAUAGAGACAGUUUCAAACACAAGUACACAAAUCAGCUUCACUAUAACUCACAGCAUUCACAGACAAACACUUGUCUUUAUCUGGACACAUUUUCCCCACAAAUACAACAUGCAAAUGUUAUUAGCACAAGCCUAUGGCAUUUUACAUUGUAUAAAUUAACCUAGCAGCUAGCAGACUUUUCCUCUACUCAUAUGAAGCCAGGGACAACAGCAACAUUUAACAAAGGUAACGUUACAAAAUUUGGCUCCAUUACAGCUCACAAGGUUCACUGACAAAACAACUGUCUUAUACGAAACACGUUUUCCAAACAAAUAUAACAUGCUAACGUUAUUAGCACAAGCCUAUGGCAUUUUAUAUUGUAUAAAUUAGCCUAGCAGCUAGCAGACUUUUCCCCUACUCAUAUGAAGCUAGGGACAACAGCAACAUUUAACAAAGGUAACAUUACAAAAGUUGGCUCCAUUACAACUCACAAGGUUCACCGACAAACAACUGUCUUAUACUAAACAUGUUUUCCAAACAAAUACAACAUGCUAACGUUAUUAGCACAAGCCUAUGGAAAUUUACAUUGUAUAAAUUAGCCUAGCGACUAGCAGAGAUUUCCUCUGCUCAUAUGAAGCCAGGAUAAAUCACACACAAGACUUAAAAUGCUAUUUUUGUGGAGGCUUUAUGUGUCUUCACAAUAACGUAUAAGUAUAAAUCCCUCUUAACUGCUAGCAUAGAGUUAAUAGGCUCGUUCGAGAUUAACUGAAAAUUGGAUGAGAUCAGGCGGCGGCUGACAUUUGCCGUCACAGAAACACUCACAUCCUGUUAGAUAUGAGUCCAAUUAAUUAAACAUGUUAUCAGAGCCAUAUAUCAGUUUAGAUUAAUGUAUUUAGUGACUACUAAACGUCACCAUCAGUCACACAACAUGACCUUUAAAUCAGACAAACCAAAAUCUCCCCAAUUCAACAACAAUAAAAAGUUUAUAUAUAUAUAACACCAUGUUGCUGAGUCAAUAUUUAAACCAAUCAGCUGUUAGAUCAGGUGAGAACGAGACGUUUCCCAUCAUGCCGCCUCUCACGACAAUAUCCUUGUCCACUUUUGCAUGUGAUCGCCGGUGUUCAAUCUCGAACGAGCCUAAUGUUUGUGAACAGUCCUUGCCAUAGCUUGCUGUCUCUUCAGGAAUCUCGCCCUCGUUCCAGCGAGCCGGCGACAGAGGAAAGGUCAUCCCAUAUUCUGUUUUUAUAUCUGUGUUUUUGUCUCUUCUGUUAUUUAUAUCUUCACUGGCAUUGUUUUUUGAUUUAUUGAGAGAAAUAACUGGGCGCUGUUUGGAGCAGAGGAAGAGCAGGAGGGCGGACGAGGAGCGUUUCUUAUUUAUAACUUAUUGUGUCAUUGUUGAUUUCAUCAGAAUAAAACAGAAUGAAUGAUGUAUCUGUGGAAAUUUAGAAAAAUUAGUUUACACACUGACAACUCUCUUUCUUUGUUGAUUUCAUAAUAUAACUUAAUGCACAUAAUGACAGUGUGAGGCCAUGUAUAUGUGGCGACGUAUCUAUGCACAACUCUUCAGCAGGUUACCAAAGGAUUAAACAGAAAAUAUCCACUUGUACAUUUCACUGAUAUCUCAUUUUCUGCAGGUUUUCAACUUCAGCUGAACUUUGAUCUUAACAAAGAGCAGCUAAGGUCGGAUUACUGGUGAAUAAACCACACAGGGGCCAUCACUUCACCCCAAUAUCUCUGUUUGCUCUGUUUUAUAGGUCAGGCUUUGUGUUCCUGCUCUGGCCCGUGACAUUAGUUCAAUCCACAGCUCGCUUAUAAAUGUGCCUAAUAACGAACUAAUUGAGGCUGGACGGCGCCGAGGAAAGCGAGUGCGAUGAGUGUGUUAAUGCUAAAUAAGCUGUUUUGCUCAAUGAAGAUCUGAAUGUGUUUCCCCGUUUCACUCAUUGUUUGCCUGCCAAAUCAUUUCUACUAUUAUAUUUGUAUUGUUAAAUAAAGAAAUGUACUUAAA
Messenger RNA from Epinephelus fuscoguttatus (brown-marbled grouper), 3680 nucleotides. RefSeq lists its product as uncharacterized. The coding region runs from base 290 to 1099 and encodes 269 amino acids. Lineage: Eukaryota; Metazoa; Chordata; Actinopteri; Perciformes; Serranidae. The transcript is spliced from 3 exons. The record is from RefSeq and is a predicted model, not a curated record.